AUGGGGCUGAACGGUGGUGGGUGGCUUGGGGCGACGGUGGCUGGAGCUUGGGCACCGGUGGUGUCGUGGGGAAGGUGGGCUGGAGCUUCCAAACUUUGUGCAAAAAAAAGUAGAAAGAGGAUUGAAAUUAGGGCUAAGGAAAAAAUUUGUGAAGAUGCCGGUCAUUGGUGGAGGUCAUAUAAGAAUGGAAUGACUGAGGCUCAACGUCAAGGACUUACUUGGAAUAGGUUCAAGGAGGUUGUAAUGGACAAGUAUUUUCCACGUUCAUACCGAAAUCAAAAGCAAGCAGAAUUCCUGGACCUCAAACAAGGAACCAUGUCAGUCACAGAAUACGAGAGAAAGUUCAAUCUUUUGGCUCGUUAUGCUACUCGUAUGGUGAAUACUGAGGAUCUUAAGGCUGAUCGGUUCUUAAGAGGGCUUCGACCUGAAAUUCGGGGUAUCUUGGCAGGACAGAAGAUUGUGGAUUAUGGAUUGGCGGUAAGACGAGCUCAUGAGGUAGCAACUGGUUUGGAGGCUGAUGUUGUGCCAUUCAAAGUUGGAGACAACUGUGGGAAGAGAAAGUUUGACAUCAGUAACAAAGGGAAAGGAAAACUUUCCAAAUAA
Salvia miltiorrhiza (redroot sage) is the source of this 603-nucleotide messenger RNA. RefSeq lists its product as uncharacterized. The transcript is spliced from 2 exons. NCBI's taxonomy places the organism in Eukaryota, Viridiplantae, Streptophyta, Magnoliopsida, Lamiales, Lamiaceae. The coding region runs from base 1 to 603 and encodes 200 amino acids. The record is from RefSeq and is a predicted model, not a curated record.